Phytophthora nicotianae INRA-310 is the source of this 2874-nucleotide messenger RNA. RefSeq lists its product as hypothetical. The record is from RefSeq and is a predicted model, not a curated record. The transcript is spliced from 3 exons. Gene Ontology annotation, cellular component: membrane; cytoplasm. Gene Ontology annotation, molecular function: 1-phosphatidylinositol 4-kinase activity. Bases 1 to 2874 code for a protein of 957 amino acids. Gene Ontology annotation, biological process: phosphatidylinositol phosphate biosynthetic process; phosphatidylinositol-mediated signaling. NCBI's taxonomy places the organism in Eukaryota, Oomycota, Peronosporomycetes, Peronosporales, Peronosporaceae.
AUGGGCGUCUUCAACCUGCUAGCGCUCUCUGUGGAGACGUCGGUGCUGGGCUGGUACUUCCUGGUGCCACUGGCAUCUCCCGGCGGCCACGAGCUGCUCGCGCGCGACCUUCACUCACCGCUGCAGUUCCGUCAAUCGCUAGCGCUCCAAGCUCUGUUAUCACUGCUGCGUUUGCUCUUCUUCGUGUACAUCCGGCGUCGCAAUAAGCGCGUACCGUCCACCCGUUGCUUCGUGUUCGUAGUUUCACUCAUAGAGGUAGCUGGCUGCUGUCUCGGCUCGCUACAGCCUCUAUUGUAUCUAGAUGGCCGGCAAAUUGACACCUUCUCCAAGUACCGCCGCGUACCGUGGGGCGGCUUCUACGUGGCUGUACUGGGCGUCAUGGCCAUCUUCAGUACGUUGCUGCAGCUCGGCUACAUCCUGCAACUUAAUAAGAGUCGGGGGCGUCUGGCUGACGAUAAUCUACUACGAGACGUGAUGGGCGAGACGCCACGCGCCAUGUGGAGAUCCAAAUGGGCCACGCUGGGCAAGCAGCUAGCAGGCAGGCGUAAACCGAAAGAUCCCACGUUCGAGGCCAUGGUGAGGCUCUACGCGCACCAAGAAGGAGCCGUGGACCGACUUUUGGUGUCUUCAGACCGAGAUGAAGCCGAGUUCGAGUUCUAUUUGCCGCAACUGUGCAGCUUCUUGCUGCUGGAUGCAUUUGCACGCUCACCACAGUUAUGUGCGAUGCUACUGCGUAAAUGCAGCGUGUCCCAUGUAUUCGCGCACAAGAUGUUGUGGUAUUUGCAGUCAUACUGUCUGCAUAACCCAGCGUUUGCUACGGAGGCUGACUGCCAGCGUGUACAGAUGCUAAUUGAUGACGUAUCAGAGCGGGGCGUGGCACCAGCGAUGGUUGUUGCAUGUCCGCCAAGCCCGGUUAACUCGGAGCACCAGUCUCAGCAGCUUCGAGCGAAUCGUGGAUCUGAGGUAUCAGCCAGUGCACAGGAAGUCGAAGCAUUGUUGCCAGGCUCUCAGGAUGAUCACUACGAUACUUUUCAGGAGAAUAACGACCUGGAGCGAGGACAGGCGAGGUCUGCGAUUGCUAGGGCGCCAGUCGCCACUGGUGUGGAGCCUUUUGAGCUCGAGACCGCGUUUUUGGGGUCACUGGCGAACAUCUCGUCGAAUUUGCGCGCUGUGGCGUACAACCGCCGCAAUGAUAUGCUUCGCACGUGGCUGCAAGACUUGGAAGCUCAGUACUUGCCUAACAACUCACUGUAUCUUCCCGUAGGGAACUCGUAUCACCGACUGAAGCACGUCCACGUUGACGAGAGCUUUACGUUCUCAACUCGAGAACGAGUGCCGUUUUUGCUUUGUGCCGAGGUUGUUGACUACCCAUCGCCUCAAGAGGAGCGGCUCAAGCGGCGCAGCAACAGCGUGUUCAACGGCAGACGCUUCACACUCAGUUUGUGGGAUUCUGCUAGUACUCAAGACCUGACAACAGCAUCCACACCUGCUGAGCGCACACCAUUGAUGUCCCCUGAUGCUGCCAAACUGGGGUUCUGGAGUGAAUCACGCACGCCUAGCAGCCCAACAAGACUUCGCUCAUUCUCACACCACAUCUCGAAUAAAAUGGUGCAGCCGACAGAGCUGCUGCACGGCCUGAUUGACUCGCUGGUCGGUAAAACUCCAGGCGGGAAGAAUCUCGACCCCAAGAGUGUGGCUUUACUGAGUAAGGGUGACGACGAAUGUGGUGAGGACACACCCAAGCGAUUCCGUGAGUUGCCAGAAAGAAGUCAGAGCCAGCCUUUUUUUAAGAGUGGAGCGUUCCCUAAGCGAGGCUUGACAGUCGACACAAGUGCAUCGGGGCUUCGACCUACGCUUUCGGCCCAGACGGUCCCUGCGUCCAUCGUACCGGUCACGACAGACGUCGAUGACAUUGAUUCUGCUAGCAGUGCGAGCGGCCCGUGGUCACCCAAGUCGGAUACGGUGAUGUCGCCUCAGUCCGAGACUUCAGCGAGUUCUCCGCAUCACCUUGCGCGAUUUGACAGUACUGAUCGGUUCUUGCAGGACUUGUCGGAGCGUGACUCGAAGCUCGAGGAGGAAGAAGCUGAGACCAGUGAUCCCUCUUUGGAAUCCCGUAACCAAUCUGGCGAGCCACCCUGCGUCAUAUUUAAGGAGCGUUGGGCCGACAAGGAACGCCGAAUUCAAGCGACAUCUCCGUACGGAAAACUACCGGGCUGGAGAUUGCUGCCUGUGAUCGUUAAAAGCGACGAUGAUCUCCGUCAGGAACAGUUGGCUUUGCAAUUGAUUCAUCAGUUUGCCAAGGUGUUUGAAGAAUUUAAAGUACCCGUCUUCAUCCGGCCGUACGAUGUGAUCGCCAUCUCCGCCACCUCCGGACUCGUGGAGGCUAUCUCGGACACGAUCUCUAUCGAUUCGUUGAAGCGCAACGACCGUGAGUUCACGACGCUAUUGGACUUUUUUACCAGACAUUUCGGUGAUCCGAGCACGCCCGAGUUCCGUAAGGCCCGAGCCAACUUCGUAAGCAGCAUGGCUGGGUACGCGAUCGUGUGUUAUCUUCUUCAGAUUAAGGACCGCCACAACGGCAACAUUCUGCUGGAUGCUGAGGGCCACAUUAUCCAUAUCGACUUCGGCUUUAUCCUGUCCAACAACCCGGGCAACAUGGCCUUCGAGCAGGCACCAUUCAAGCUCACGGCCGAUUUUGUGGAGCUCAUGGGCGGUCCUCGUUCUGCGCACUUCCGACGGUUCCGAUCUCUUUGUGUGCGGUCGUUCCUUGUGGCUCGGAAGUAUCGCCACCGAUUCGUGUUACUCGUGGAGAUGAUGUUGCACGGUAACGAACACUUACCGUGUUUUGCUGGAGACCCCAAGGGCACAGUCUAA